Lycium barbarum (goji berry) is the source of this 956-nucleotide messenger RNA. RefSeq names its product protein CURLY FLAG LEAF 1-like. The coding region runs from base 186 to 758 and encodes 190 amino acids. The record is from RefSeq and is a predicted model, not a curated record. The transcript has 2 exons. Lineage: Eukaryota; Viridiplantae; Streptophyta; Magnoliopsida; Solanales; Solanaceae. Gene Ontology annotation, molecular function: protein binding.
ACUUCAUUUAAACAAGAGCACGUCAUGAUCAAGAGAUGGUCCCUUUCACCUCUAUAUAAACACCUACAAUAAGUUCAUCAUUUUAUUCGAUUCUCACAAAGAGAGUUGGGGAGAAAAAAGAAGAAAUAGAAAAACACAACAAAAAAGCAACAUAUUUUGUUAUUAUUGUCCAAUUUCAUUUAGUCAUGAUUUCACUUCAAACUAGUCUAUCACAAGAUUUAUCUAAGAAGAGAAAGUGGGAAGAAAUCUCUGAAAAGCCACAACAAGAGCUUCAGCUCGAGACUCCACUACCUUUGGAGUGGCAACGUUGCCUCGAUAUUAAGUCUGGACAUAUAUAUUUCCAUAACACAAGGACACAAGAGAGAACAUCAAGAGAUCCUAGAUUGAGUCCUGAUCUUCCACCAACUCCAGAUCAUAUAAGUUUAGACCUUCAACUGAAUUUACCAUGUGGAUCAUUAGAGAACAACCAAUUGGGUGACUACUUCACCAAGAAUGAUUCUGUUGCAAGAUCAAGUUAUUACUCCAAAAGAAGUGGUGAAAUGGAUCUAGGUUUCACUCGUUCUCCGUCGUGGUUGACGUUUGAUGGUGAUGAUCAACGAGAAAUGUUCACUGCUGUUUGCAAAAAGUGUCAUAUGUUAGUGAUGAUGUGCAAGUCUUCACCAGCAUGUCCCAAUUGCAAAUUCAUCAACCCAACGCCAGACCAAAGAUCUCCUAAUACUCUGUUUAAGAGAAAGCUAAGUCUCUCAUGUCGAGCUUAAAUGCAAUAAUAUGAUCAGUGAGGAUUCAUAUAACUGGCCUCAAUUUGUUGGGAAUAGAGACAUAGAUGUUGUUAUGUUGUUCAAGUUGUGGAAGAUUGUCUUAAAUGGCUCCCUCCAUUUAAUUUCGUAGGAAAAGGCAAAAGGCUUGUAUAUUCAGUAUAUGUUUAUAUUUUUAUAUUAUGUGCCCGAAUUAAGAAA